Messenger RNA from Leucoraja erinaceus (little skate), 1469 nucleotides. RefSeq names its product myosin regulatory light chain 2, smooth muscle minor isoform. The coding region runs from base 169 to 687 and encodes 172 amino acids. The record is from RefSeq and is a predicted model, not a curated record. Lineage: Eukaryota; Metazoa; Chordata; Chondrichthyes; Rajiformes; Rajidae. The transcript has 4 exons. Gene Ontology annotation, cellular component: cytoplasm. Gene Ontology annotation, molecular function: calcium ion binding.
GUUGAGGAAGCGACCCCCCCUCUCCCCUUGCUGCGUGUGUACCGGAAGCGGCGGCGGGCGGGCGUUUCCGGUGGUUGGGCCGGAUGUUGGUGAUCGGCGGAAGUGGGGCAGUGGCGGCGCUGAUCGGCAGAAGGUUCUCGCUUCGUCAGAUAACAAUAUCUAGUCACCAUGUCGAGCAAAAAAGCCAAGGGGAAGACCACCAAGAAGCGCCCUCAGCGCGCAACUUCCAAUGUAUUUGCGAUGUUUGAUCAGUCACAGAUCCAAGAAUUUAAAGAGGCCUUCAACAUGAUUGAUCAGAAUCGUGAUGGUUUUAUCGAUAAGGAGGAUUUGCAUGACAUGUUGGCUUCACUUGGGAAGAACCCAACAGAAGACUACCUAGAGGCAAUGAUGAAUGAAGCCCCAGGGCCCAUUAACUUCACCAUGUUCUUGACAAUGUUUGGUGAAAAGUUGAAUGGUACAGAUCCUGAAGAUGUAAUCAGAAAUGCCUUUGCAUGCUUUGAUGAAGAAGGAACAGGCUAUAUCCAGGAAGACUACUUGCGAGAUCUGCUGACAACAAUGGGGGAUCGGUUUACUGAAGACGAAGUUGAUGAACUUUUCCGUGAAGCACCAAUAGAUAGCAAGAGCAACUUCAACUAUAUUGAGUUUACCCGCAUACUUAAACAUGGUGCGAAGGACAAAGAUGACUAAAGAAAUGUAAUCCUCCUUUUCUUUCUUUUACUUGGCAAAAUGUACAACUAUUGGAACAUAUUGCAUGCUUUCCAAAAUACUGCUUUUUUCAUAUUUAUAUUUUUCCAGUCAUGUUGGCACACUUUGCACAUAUUUGGAGUAAGUGCAAAAUAAGUGGCAGGGAACAAAGUAUAGAAAUAGAUCACAAAUGUAAUGCCUUGUCUGAAUUCCUGAUACAGUUUGUUUUUUAAACUAAAAUCUUUUUAAAUUGUCAUCUUAAUGUGUGGCUUGCAGUACAAUAGGAAGGAAAAAUGUACCACAGUCAGUAUAUAAUCUGAUCCAAAUGUUCAGUUUAAAAAUAAUUACUCUUGGGCUAACGUAAUAAGAGGUCUGCUUUUGUACUGGAGAUCGUGGUGAUAGCACUCAAUAUGCAAGUUUGAAUACGAAUUGUCUUUUUGUUUGGAUGUUUAUUCUUGAAGCUAAAUUUGCUGAAAAAUAUUCAUCUAAUCAGUCUGGUAUUUUGCAAUUGUUAAUUACUGUAAAGGGUAUAAAGAGUGGUAACUAUAUCUCUCGGUAUUAUGAAAAAUUUAUCCAAAGGACAAUACUUCAAUUGAAUGUUUAGAUUGUAUUCAUUUUUUUCUGUUCAUUUUUUCUGUUCUAUCUUAAGUAGCACCAAGUGUCCUGAGUGACUGCAGAUUGGUGUGGAACUGUUCUGCCUUAUUCUUGAUUGUACUUCCAGUUCAGUUUUGAGUGUCCUUGUUGUUGAAGGUCUGACUUGAAAAUAAAAGAGAAAAAGUACUAAA